AUGCUCAUCACGCUGUGCUACCUGUACCUGUGGGCGCGCUGGGGGCGCCGGCCGGCCGCGCUCGUGCGCGCCACGGUGCGGCGGCUGCGCGCCUCGCGCUGCUCCUUCACCUUCUGCGGCGCCGCCGCGCAGCCCACCGGCGCCCGCGUGUGCCUGAGCCUCGGCGGCCGCGUCUUCUGCGUUGGCGAGAGCCAGUCCAUUGAAGACUUGAACAAAUGGGCCCUAUUUCUUGUUUCUCCUUUUAUACUUGAAGCAGAACACAUAGCAUUUGUGACAGAGAGCAUUUGGGUACAAGGUGAGAAUUUACAGAGAUCGUCUUCCUCUUCAGAAACAAUUGUAAAGUGGUCAGACUGUUGCCUGCCAUUAGCUUGCAGACCUGGGGAGCCUUACCAAUUAAUUGCUGAAGCAAGUGUGGACGAUUUCAGCAAGCUGGGGGUGGCGUUCAUGGAAGACAGACUCCAGAUGGAUAAUGGCCUCGUACCCCAAAAGAUCGUUUCGGUGCACUUGCAGGACUCUACUCUGAAGGAUCUUAAGCAUCAGGCCUCAAACAAGCAAGCUCAAAUCCUGCAGCCGAACCCUGAACCUUCUCUUGAGAUUGAGCCCAAGCAGGACAUCAUGGAGCAUGUUGGCAAAGAUGGCCCGAAGGUUCUUGGUGAAGAACCCAAGCAGAGGAGAGGCAGUGCCUCUGGGAGCGAGCCUGCUGGGGACAGUGACAGGGGAGGGGGCUCCGUCGAGCAUUAUCACCUCCAUCUGUCUAGUUGCCACGAGUGUUUGGAACUAGAGAACAGCACCAUCGAGUCGGUCAGGUUUGCAUCUGCAGAGAACAUUCCAGAUCUUCCUUACGAUUACAGCAGCAGUUUGGAGAGCGUUGCUGAUGAGACCUGCCCUGAGAGAGAAGGGAGGAGAGUCAACAUCACGGGAAAGGCACCCAACAUCCUAGUCUAUGUGGGCUCCGACUCCCAGGAAGCCCUCGGCCGGUUCCAGCAGGUCCGAUCUGUCCUGGCCGACUGUGUGGACACUGACAGUUACAUUCUCUACCACCUGCCGGAGGAAAGUGCCCUCGGAGACCCCUGGCCAGACAGCUGUCUGUUGUUGGUCGUUGCCACCAGCGAGUCCAUUCCCGAAGAUCUGUACCAGAAGUUCAUGGCCUACCUUUCUCAGGGAGGGAAGGUGUUGGGCCUGUCUUCGUCCUUCACAUUUGGUGGCUUUCAGAUGACAAGCAAGGGUGUACUGCAGAAGACAGUCCAGAACUUGGUUUUCUCCAAGUCUGACCAGUGUGAGGUAAAGCUCAGCAUCCUAAGCAGUGGCUACGUUUACAGGGAGGGCCCCGGAGAGCAGCUUAGCCUGGGCAAGCUCCAGGGCCACCUAGAGAACGAGGACCAGGACAGGAUGAUCAUCCAAGUGCCUUCUGGAACACACGGAGGAGAAGCUGUUCUUUGCCAGGUGCACUUAGAACUACCUCCCAGCUCUGCCAUAGUGCAAACUCAAGAAGAUUUUAACUUGCUUAAGUCGAGCAAUAUUAGAAGAUAUGAAGUCCUUAAAGAGAUUCUCACAACCCUUGGCCUAAGCUGUGAUAUGAAACAAGUUCCUGCCUUAACACCUCUUUACUUGCUGGCUGCCACGGAGGAAAUCUGGGACCCCCUCAUGCAGUGGCUUGGGAAACAUGUGGAUCCUGAAGGAGAAAUAAAAUCCAGCAAGCUCUCUCUUAAAUUUGUUUCAUCCUGCGCGUCUGAGAUAGAAAUAACCCCGUCCUCUAUACCUGUGGUUACUGACACGGAGGCCUUCUCAUCAGAAAAUUUUAACUUAGAGAUAUAUCGGCAAAAUCUGCAGACCAAGCAAUUUGGAAAAAUAAUUCUGUUUGCCGAAGUGACUCCCACGACCAUGAGUCUUCUGGAUGGGUUGAUGUUUGAGAUGCCGCAGGAAAUGGGAUUAAUAGCGAUCGCAGUCCGGCAGACCCAGGGCAAAGGGCGUGGAAGGAACGCGUGGCUGAGCCCCGUGGGAUGCGCCAUUUCUACUCUGCUCAUCUCCAUCCCACUGAGAUCGCAGCUGGGCCAGCGGAUUCCGUUUGUCCAGCAUCUGAUGUCCCUGGCUGUCGUGGAAGCAGUAAGGUCCAUUCCCGGGUAUCAGGAUAUCAACCUGCGGGUGAAGUGGCCCAACGACAUUUAUUACAGUGACCUCAUGAAGAUCGGUGGAGUUCUGGUUAACUCAACACUUAUGGGAGAAACGUUUUAUAUACUUAUUGGCUGUGGAUUUAAUGUGACUAACAGUAACCCUACCAUAUGCAUCAAUGACCUCGUCGCAGAGUACAACAGGCAACACAAGGCAGAACUGAAGCCCUUAAGGGCCGACUGUCUCAUCGCUAGAGCCGUGACCACGCUGGAGAAACUGAUCGACACCUUUCAGGACCAAGGGCCCAGUGGCGUUCUUCCCCUUUAUUACAAAUAUUGGGUACACAGCGGGCAGCAGGUCCGGCUGGGAAGUGCUGAGGGCCCAGUGGUGUCUAUAGUCGGCCUGGACGACUCUGGCUUCCUGCAGGUUCAUCAGGAGGGCGGCGAGGUCGUAACUGUGCACCCCGACGGCAACUCCUUCGACAUGCUGCGGAACCUCAUCCUCCCCAAGCGGCAGUAGCGCCCGGGCCUGGGGCCUGGGGCCUGGGCCCGCCGCCCUGACUCGGCCCGGCCCCGCGCUUGCAAGUGCAGAACCACCUCCCGGGCGUUCUGCCUCCGUCCGGGCCGCCUGCCCUGGCCCCUCUGGAAACCCAAUUUAGGGUGGAGGUGAAGUUUUUCUUCCACCAGUCCAUUUGUUAACUCUUUAAUUUUUUAAUUACUUUUUGGGUUUUUUUUUUUUAAGGUUUGUUUUGUUGUUAUAAUUUUAUUUGGUGUUUGAAGAGGCUCUGGGAUAGAGGGUGGAUAAAUGGAAGAUUCAGCUUAGGUGAAGCCCCUCCCAUAGGUGCGAAAUCGCUCUCCCCUCUUGGAUUUAUGUUUACUGGGUUGGGGGGUGGGUACGUGGAAACAGCAGUGGAGUAAUUCAAAUAUUUUCCCAGUAGUGGAGACCUUUACCCCUAGACUAUUAAAAAACAAAUCAAAAAAUGCUCUUGGGCCCAGGCCAGUGGUGAGUUAGAGGUAUGAUGGUAUCACUGUUCAUAAGCAUCUAGGGAGGGAUUUUCCUGUAAGAACAUACAUUGGCACUUAGUCAUUGUUUUAUUUAUUUAUUUCUUUUUUUUGGUUAAUGGAGAAAAGAGAAAGCAGAGUUCUGAGAGCUACUCUCCACCUGGUGGUGGCGUGGUCCGCUAACAGUGUCUAAAUGCCUGUAGGGAUACAUCUAGCUGGUACGGGUGCAGUGACCUGUAGAGGAAAUCAGUUAAUUGCUUUGACAUUAUUUUAUGAGCUCUCCUUUCCCAAGUUUAAAUUUACUGCAUAUUGCGAAGAGAUGGCAUCAAACUCAAGAUCCUUAGAGCAUCGAUUAGGCAUUGCCUAGACGUGGGGGUGGACGACUUGGCUCUGACAGCUGGAGAUGAAGGCUCACUCUCACACCACAUGCCAGGGAGGAUUUGGAGCUUUUAAGCCAGUUUCAGGUUCGCUUUGAAAUGCGGAGCAUUCCUGCAAGACUGCAGUGCACAGAAUGUAGAAUACAUGGCAUUUUAUUUGUAAGUCAUAAUCUUUCUUUUACUUUUUCCUUAAAUUGCCAAGAAAGCAAGCAUUACUGAUACUGAAUGCCAUCAGUUCAGAAAGAGGAUGUGUGUAUGUGCACACGUGCCUGCGUCAUGUGUGUGCUCACACAUAGCAUUAAAAGACGACAGUCAAAAUCUGAUCCACUAACAGUCUCCAUGGAAGAACAAAAGAAAGGAAGCCUUUUGAUAUACGUUUGCUAUUUCCAGAUGUACUCCAUGCCUUUUCCAUGUAAUUCCUAUCUCUGUUGAACUUAUAAAUCAUACCCAUUACUUUACAGCCUUAAAAGGACAAUUUUUGUCCACUUUUCUCUCUUCCUGCCAGUCCCAACUGAAAUUAGUGGAAAGAAAGUUUGAUGGAGCUUUCAGCUUUGAACAAAAUCCCUUCAUUGUAAACUAGCACCAUCUUUAUCCAGGUCUUACCCAGUCAGGCUAAUUCCAGCAACUUGUGGUUUUCAGUGUAAAAUCUGUCUACCUUUAGCUGGGCACAGACAGCCCCAUAGGAAGAAAAAAAAAUAACAUGUUUAGUUAAAUACACCAACUCAAUAUGUAUAUUUUGGAAACGUAACUUUAAAAGAACUUAAAGUAAUUUUUGCAAAUAAGGCUUCAGGUAGAAAUAUUUUUCUAAAAAAAUAAAGUCACUCUCUCUUAAA
Messenger RNA from Lemur catta (Ring-tailed lemur), 4320 nucleotides. It is a transcript of the gene HLCS, whose product is annotated as holocarboxylase synthetase. Gene Ontology annotation, cellular component: cytoplasm. Gene Ontology annotation, molecular function: biotin--[biotin carboxyl-carrier protein] ligase activity. Gene Ontology annotation, biological process: protein modification process. The transcript is spliced from 11 exons. Bases 1 to 2628 code for a protein of 875 amino acids. The record is from RefSeq and is a predicted model, not a curated record. Lineage: Eukaryota; Metazoa; Chordata; Mammalia; Primates; Lemuridae.